Molecule: messenger RNA, 2536 nt
Organism: Camellia sinensis
Lineage: Eukaryota; Viridiplantae; Streptophyta; Magnoliopsida; Ericales; Theaceae
Product: transmembrane 9 superfamily member 11
Biological process (GO): protein localization to membrane
Cellular component (GO): membrane
Source: RefSeq, a predicted model, not a curated record
UUGGACAUCACCGACGACUUUGCCAUAUAAAAAACAUCUUAGGCAACAUCUCUCUCUCUCUCUCUCUCGAUUCGCACAGCUUCGCGUUGCCGUUACAGCACAUAUCUCAUCAAUACACGGGGAUUUUUCUCUCAAUGCUUCCAAUCUCUCAGUAUAUGUAAAUAAAGAUCUGACACAAAAUCACCCAAAUACUAGUUGAAAUGGAGUUCUUUGAUGGAUUCAAGAUCUGGGUCUUGUUUGUUUGCUUGAUAGCUGAAUUGGGUCAUGGGUUUUACCUCCCGGGUAGUUACCCUCACAAAUAUGGUAUCGGCAAUACCUUAUCUGUGAAAGUGAAUUCACUGACUUCAAUUGAUACCGAGAUGCCCUUUAGCUAUUACAGUUUGCCCUUCUGUAAGCCUGAGGAAGGUGUGAAGGACAGUGCUGAAAAUCUCGGUGAGCUCCUCAUGGGCGAUAGGAUUGAGAAUUCACCGUAUCGAUUUAAGAUGAACACCAAUGAGACAGAGAUCUUUCUCUGCAAAACAAGUCCGUUAUCAGCUGAUGAGUUUAAGAUCAUGAAAAGGAGGAUUGAUGAGAUGUAUCAGGUUAAUUUGAUUCUUGACAAUUUGCCUGCGAUUCGGUAUACCAAGAAAGAGGGUUUUUUCCUGCGGUGGACUGGGUAUCCUAUUGGAAUUAAGGUUGAGGAAUCGUAUUAUGUGUUUAACCAUUUGAAAUUUACGGUUCUUGUUCAUAAGUAUGAGGAGACUAAUGUGGCCGGUGUGAUGGGUACUGGGGAUGCUGCUGAGGUGAUCCCAACAGGUCACCCUGGAUUGCAGGUUCCAGGUUACAUGGUGGUUGGGUUUGAGGUGAUCCCUUAUAGUUGCCAACAUAAUGCUGAAUCUUUGAAAAAAUUGAAUAUAUACGAUAAAUACCCAUCUGCAAUUAAGUGUGAUCCUGGCAUGGUGUCUAUGGUGAUUAACGAAGGUGAGUCUAUUGCCUUCACCUAUGAAGUCACGUUUGUGGAGAGUGAUAUCAAAUGGCCAUCAAGAUGGGAUGCAUAUUUGAAAAUGGAAGGAGCGAAAGUCCACUGGUUCUCAAUUCUCAACUCUCUUAUGGUAAUUACCUUCUUGGCUGGUAUUGUCCUUGUUAUUUUCUUGAGGACGGUGAGGCGUGAUCUGACCCGUUAUGAGGAGCUUGAUAAGGAGGCUCAAGCCCAGAUGAAUGAGGAGUUAUCGGGGUGGAAACUUGUUGUGGGUGAUGUUUUCCGUGCUCCAACCAAUUCUUCACUUUUAUGCGUAAUGGUUGGAAAUGGGGUCCAGAUUCUUGGGAUGGCUGUUGUUACGAUAUUGUUUGCCGCACUUGGAUUCAUGUCGCCUGCUUCUCGUGGAACACUUCUUACGGGUAUGCUAUUCUUCUACUUGAUUCUUGGAAUCGCAGCUGGUUAUGUUGCUGUUCGCCUUUGGAGGACAAUUGGCUGUGGUGACAAAAAAGGAUGGGUUUCAGUCUCUUGGAGGGCUGCAUGUUUCUUCCCUGGUAUUGCUUUCUUCAUUCUAACGUCUUUGAAUUUCUUAUUGUGGGGUAGUCACAGCACGGGGGCAAUUCCGUUGUCUCUGUUCGUAAUUCUCAUUUUGCUCUGGUUUUGCAUCUCGGUUCCCCUUACCUUAGUAGGUGGGUACUUUGGGGCAAGGGCACCUCAUAUCGAGUACCCUGUACGAACCAACCAAAUCCCUCGGGAAAUCCCACCUCAAAAAUACCCAUCUUGGCUUUUAGUUCUUGGGGCUGGUACUCUUCCAUUUGGAACACUUUUUAUCGAGCUCUUCUUUAUUAUGUCUAGUAUUUGGAUGGGUCGUGUUUACUAUGUAUUUGGAUUUCUCUUCAUUGUCAUGAUCCUUCUAGUGGUUGUUUGUGCUGAGGUUUCUCUUGUUCUAACCUACAUGCAUAUUUGUGUUGAGGACUGGAAAUGGUGGUGGAAGUCCUUCUUUGCUUCUGGUUCGGUUGCCAUAUACAUCUUCCUAUACUCCAUAAACUAUCUCGUAUUUGAUCUUAAAAGCUUGAGCGGACCCGUUUCUGCGACUCUUUACUUGGGAUAUUCACUUUUCAUCGUUUUGGCAAUUAUGCUUGCAACUGGAACAGUUGGCUUCCUUUCUUCGUUCUGGUUUGUGCAUUACCUGUUCUCCUCAGUGAAGCUGGAUUAGAAACUUGACCAACUCAAAGAUAUGGUUGUUGGAAGAGCGAGGCAGGUCGUCAUAGAUGUGAGAAAGAACACACUUCUAAUUGUCUCUGCAUAUGUUACUUGUCUUUGUUAUUUGCAAGGAAACUUGUUUAAGGUAAUAAGACUAAAUCCGAGUCUUGUUUUGCUUAAUUCUUUUUAGUUGUGGUUAUCAUUGCUUAUAAUACCUGAAUGCAGUUGAGUUCUGUCAGAUAGGAUGUAUUUGGUUAAUGAUAGAUUUGAUGUGGGUUUUCCAACUUGUAUUUCACUGUUUUGGUCCAAUGUAUUGUUAUGAAAAUGUUAAACUUUUCUUGAAUUUACAAUCGGUUGUGGAUUUAUAGUUUCGCUUGA